Messenger RNA from Limanda limanda (common dab), 3263 nucleotides. RefSeq names its product anoctamin 10a (gene ano10a). Gene Ontology annotation, biological process: chloride transmembrane transport. The transcript is spliced from 14 exons. The coding region runs from base 50 to 2011 and encodes 653 amino acids. NCBI's taxonomy places the organism in Eukaryota, Metazoa, Chordata, Actinopteri, Pleuronectiformes, Pleuronectidae. Gene Ontology annotation, molecular function: chloride channel activity. Gene Ontology annotation, cellular component: plasma membrane. The record is from RefSeq and is a predicted model, not a curated record.
GCUGUCAACCCCAAAAAGAGAAGAGGUCUGCGGGACUCAGGGAGAAGGGAUGUCGCCAGAGAGGCCAUCAGUAGACAGCAGUGGCUCCACCUUCACUCCUCUGGUGGUGGUGGAGCUGGUCUCAGAUACCAAGGAGGAGGCAAUUGGAUGGCUGCUGGGCAGGAUAAGAGACAAACAGCAAAAUGGAGGUGCUGAGCUGCUGGUGGAGCAGCUGGGCCCUGGGGUCGGGGCUCAGGGGAAGGAAAACCCCAACCUGUUCCUGGUGGGGGCCUCCUGGCAGAGGCUGCUCUCUGGUGCUGAGGAGGUGGGCCUCUUCAAGGAGUUCAGUGAUGGAUCCAUGAGGGCGUUCACCUCCAACAACAAGCACAACUUCAAAGACUAUAAAGGUGAUGGAGACAGUUUCCUCAGCAUGGCCGAGUGCCAGUACAUCAUUAAACAUGAGCUGGACACCUUAAGAGCCAAAGAUGAAACUCAUGUUCCAGGAUACACGCAGGUCAAGCUCUACCCUGGGAAGUCUAUCGUUCGCAGGAUGCAGUCCAAAGGGAUCUUGAUCCAGAUGUUUCCUAUCCACGAGAGGGAGGAGCUGAAGAGACUGUCUUUCUCCUGGUACAAGAAGGUGAAGUUGUCCCUGCAGCCUCUUGAUGACAUAAGGCACUACUAUGGUGAAGGCCUGGCCUUUUACUUUGGCUUCCUAGAGUACUUCACCUAUGCCCUUCUGCCUAUGGCCCUCAUCGGAGUACCUUACUGUCUGUUUGACUGGGAGGACUACGACAAAUAUGUGGUCUUUGCUGUGUUUAACUUGGUCUGGUGUACUGUUAUCCUGGAGUUAUGGAAGCGGGGCAGUGCCUCACUAGCCUACCGCUGGGGCACACUGAGCAGGAAGAGAGCCUUUGAAGAACCUCGGGCUGGUUUCCAUGGUGUCCUUGGGUUCAACCCUGUGACGGGCCGCGAGGAGCCGCUCUACCCCAACGCCAAGAGGCAGCUGCGUGUCUACCUUGUGUCCCUGCCCUUUGUCCUGCUCUGCCUCUACCUGUCCCUCUACGUAAUGAUGAUCUACUUCCUAAUGGAAGGAUGGGCACUGACACUGCACGACCAGGAUCCCACAUUCUGGACCGGCAUACUGGUGUUCAUCCCCAGUGUUAUCUACGCUGUGGUCAUAGAGAUUAUGAACCUCAUCUACAGAUAUGCUGCGGAGUUCCUCACAGAGUGGGAAAAUCACAGACUAGAGUCUUCAUAUCAGAAUCACUUGGUCCUCAAAGUACUAGUUUUCAACUUCUUCAACUGCUUCGCUUCGCUCUUCUACAUCGCCUUCGUCAUGCACGACAUGGUGCUGCUCAGACAAAGUCUGGCCACCUUGUUGAUCACCAGUCAGAUCUUGAAUCAGUUCAUGGAGGCCUUCCUGCCUUACUGGCUCCAGAGGAGACGCAACAAGAAGAUGAUCCACAAAGUCCAGAAGAGAAGAACUCUCGAGGACGUAGAGCUUCCUUUAGCCGACCAGGUUCGCCUGGAGGCAGACAUGAGCACGUACUUGGGUACAUUUGAUGACUACCUGGAACAGUUCCUGCUGUUUGGUUAUGUCAGUCUGUUCUCCUGCGUCUACCCUCUGGCUGCCGUCCUGGUGGUGUUGAACAACAUCACUGAGGUUUACUCUGAUGCCUUCAAGAUGUGCCGCGUGUUUAAACGACCCUUCUCCGAGCCAGCAGCGAACAUCGGAGUCUGGCAGCUCGCUUUUGAGGCCAUGAGCGUGAUCGCUGUUGUGACCAACUUUGCACUGAUCGGGAUGUCUCCGCAAGUCAAGGCUUAUUUCCCUGAGUCAGAGAUCCAGCUCAUUCUGUGGACAGUGGCUAUUGAGCACGGACUGCUGGCCAUCAAGUUCAUCCUGACCUUCCUCAUCCCAGAUGUUCCCAAACACAUCCAGAUCAAACUGGCACGUCUGGAGUUUGAAUCACUGGAGGCCUUCAAGAAAAAGAAAAUGCUCGAGGCCUCGGAGCUCCGGAAGGUGGUGCAGUGAGGAGGAGAGGAGAGCGUUCAGAUACUGACGGACCUCCGGCGCACCCCCACACCCCCCAAGCUUUAAAACAGCAUACUAUUGUUUACACUGAUGUGCUGCUCACACACGUUCACGGUUCUUUAUUAUAGCAAAUCGAAAGCUUUAUUAUGUCUGAUUUACCGCCCAGGUGAGCUGUGGAUCUGCAGGAGCAUGACAGCACCAACGAGGUUAAUGGUGAGAAUGGGGCAACUGGUGGUUUAGUAUUUAAAAGAGCAGACGACACAGCUGUGCACCACACGUGUUGCUCUCCAGAUGAAAUGUACUGUAACGAGCUGCAGUGUUAACAUGGGACGAAUGGAGAAGAGUUUGGUUGAAGCCAGGUGUUCAAAUCACAGAGGGAUGCUGUUCUCUGACAAAAUCUACUGUAGCAAAUAUAGAGUUUAUAUCAAGACCUUAAUGACGAGUUGUGUGUGUUGUGUGUCUUUCCUCCCUUCAGUCCAUCUACACUAAUGGUGACUAAUGACUGUGUCCACCCAGUGAACUGACCCAAUAACCUGCUGCUCACACUUCACUGUAAUAAGUGAAGCUGACGUCGCUCAGUAGCACAUUCGCUGCUUCCAAUCAUCAAGUAUGGAAGCCGAGAAUUGUUCAUAAAGAUUUGAAUGUUCUAAGCAACCCGAUGCAUAUUAUAUUGUUUUAACCAAAUCUAGUCACUCCCGUCUGCUUUGAUAUCCUCUGCUUUAUUCAUGCUUCACCAGGCAGAAACUGAAACCAUUGCACCUGAUUGGAUCAGAGCUUUGUCUUGAAGUGGUAAUGUUCUCUCCAUCACGUGAUCAAACAGAAAACCUGCACAUUAAUCUUUCUACCUGAACUUCUAAACCUGAAAAAAAAAGUAAACAAAGAAGACGAAUUCAAGCUUUGAAACAUACAAAGUAUUUGAAGUAAAAAUGAUAUUUGCUAUGAAUGAAGUGGUAUUUAAACAGUAAGUGUUCAGUAAUGAUUAAUACUUCCAUGUGCUCUGUUACUUGUACGAUGUACGAUGGCAACAAACUGUCGACUUGAUGUGUCUUAUCUCAGCAUGUGAUGUGAACAGGGUCUUCUCUUCUAAUCAGUAUCGGUUUGUUCCUUCCAGUCAUAUAUUGAUGUAACGCCCCUGGUGCCUUGAAAUGCAAUGCCUAUCUGAAUAUAAGUUUUAUAUGCACUGAACACAGUCCUCUGCUAUUUACAUCAACAUGUGAAGAUGUAUAGAAUAAAAAAGUAGAUUGAAAGCCGA